AGAUAAUUUCUUUGACAAAUUCAUUAAAUUGUAGUUCACGUCAAAACAAAUUCAGUUGAUUUGAUCUUGAUAAUUAAUCAUUUUAAUUGUUUACAUUAAUGAUAUUAUUUAUUUCAUUUGUGAAUUAAUAGAGUGAAAUUUUCAAUAAUUUCACUCCAGUGUGUAUUUAUGAACACCAAUAUUGUUACAAACAAGAGAAUGUCUGGAAAAACAGUCAUUAAAGGCAAUCCCUCAGAAUAUGUGAAACUGAAUGUUGGUGGAACCCUGUACUAUACUACAAUAGGGACACUGACUAAACAUGAUACUAUGUUACGGGCUAUGUUCAGUGGGAGGAUGGAAGUCUUAGCCGAUUCAGACGGGUGGAUUCUGGUGGAUCGAUCUGGAAAACAUUUUGGAUCAAUAUUGAAUUAUUUGAGAGAUGGAAAUGUCACAUUACCCGAAUCUAGUAAAGAAAUUGCUGAAUUGCUUGCAGAGGCUAAGUACUACUGUAUUUCUGAACUAGUAGAUUGUUGCUCUCAAGCAUUAGCAAAAAAAGAAAAGGGAGAACAUGAACCCAUUUGUAAAGUACCUUUAAUUACUUCCCAUAAAGAAGAAGAAAUGCUCAUUAGUUCUACCACAAAACCAGCAAUUAAAUUAUUGAUCAAUAGACAUAAUAAUAAAUAUUCUUAUACCACUACAUCUGAUGAUAAUCUUUUGAAAAAUAUAGAACUGUUUGAUAAGUUAUCUCUCUGGUACAGUGAACGGGUUCUAUUUUUAAAAGAUGUUAUAAGUAAAAGUGAAAUUUGUUGUUGGGUAUUUUAUGGGCAUGGUAAGAAAGUUUCUGAAGUUUGUUGCACAUCUAUUGUCUAUGCUACAGAUAAAAAGCACACAAAAGUUGAGUGUCCUGAAGCUCGUAUUCUAGAAGAGACUCUUAAUAUAUUACUUUAUGAAAACAGAAAUGCACCUGAUGCAGAAUUGAUUCAAGUUACAUCUACUAGGGGAGCAUUAUCUGGAAUGUCUUCAUAUACAAGCGAUGAAGAAGAUGAGAGGUCAGGUCUAGAUCGACUACGCUCAUCUAAAUCUAAUAAUCCUAAUUAAAUAUUGUGUGAUGAACUGAAAAUGAAUAUAGUAUCUUAUUCAAUUUUUUCCUAUAAUUUUAAGAAAUCUAAUUGGAUAUCCAAAAGUAUAAAACUAUUUUAAUUGAAAUUUUUGCUAGUUUCCAUCUGCUUCCAAUCUAUUCUCUUUUGAGAAGCAAUUUUUGAGUAGUAUUAUUCAUAAUGUAUUUUUAUUGCUAACUUUGAAGGACAAAUAAAAAUAACGGACUUGUGAAAAUCUUUAGUAUUAUUGAAAAAAUGCAUAAAAAGCUGUUAUUUUUUUAUUGAAGUUAAGGAACGUAUGUAUAAUGUUAACAUAUUUAUCGAGUACUGUUAUAUAUAAAGUAUUCCAUUUUUUUGAAUGUGUAUUUGAUAUGUGAAUAUAUGGUUUCAUUUUGA
Messenger RNA from Coccinella septempunctata (seven-spotted ladybird), 1472 nucleotides. RefSeq names its product BTB/POZ domain-containing adapter for CUL3-mediated RhoA degradation protein 3. Gene Ontology annotation, molecular function: protein binding. The transcript has 3 exons. The record is from RefSeq and is a predicted model, not a curated record. Gene Ontology annotation, biological process: protein homooligomerization. Lineage: Eukaryota; Metazoa; Arthropoda; Insecta; Coleoptera; Coccinellidae. The coding region runs from base 169 to 1077 and encodes 302 amino acids.